This is a messenger RNA of Trichoderma virens Gv29-8, 1488 nucleotides long. RefSeq lists its product as uncharacterized. The transcript has 7 exons. Gene Ontology annotation, cellular component: membrane. Gene Ontology annotation, molecular function: transmembrane transporter activity. The record is from RefSeq and is a predicted model, not a curated record. Gene Ontology annotation, biological process: transmembrane transport. Bases 1 to 1488 code for a protein of 495 amino acids. Lineage: Eukaryota; Fungi; Ascomycota; Sordariomycetes; Hypocreales; Hypocreaceae.
AUGUGCUGCAUAGCAAGUAUCGGCUACAAACAGGAACUCCAGCGCCAUUACUCCACUGUUCAAGUCUUUGCUAUAGCAUUUAGCAUCAUGGGGUUGCUCCCAUCUAUAUCCGCAACAUUGUGGUUCUCUGUUCCUGCAGGCCCAGUUGGAAUGGUUUGGGGAUGGUUCUCCGCGAGUGCUCUCAUUUUCAUCGUUGGGUUAGCAAUUGCUGAUCUCGGUUCUUCUCUCCCGACAUCUGGCGGGCUAUACUGGUGGACACAUUAUUUCGCAGCUGACCGAUAUAAAAACCCGUUAAGUUUUCUUGUAGGAUACAGCAACACAAUAGGAUUAAUUGGGGGUAUAUGUUCAAUAGAUUAUGGCUUCGCCUCUUUCAUCGUCUCACUUAGUACCAUCAGCAGUGAUGGAGAAUGGGUCCCUAGCAGAGGUCAUUUGUAUGCGAUAUUUGUGGCGACAGUUCUCUCUCACGGUUUCCUGGCGACUUCGGCCGGGAGGGUCAUGCACCAUCUUCAAACUUGGUUUGUUGUCGCAAAUUUUGCCUUGAUCGUUGCGACAAUAAUCGCUUUGCCCGUCAGCAUGCGACUACGCAACAUACCAAUCAACUCGGGCAGCUACGUAUUCAGUCAUUCGAUAAAUGAGACGACAUGGCCCUCUGGAUGGGCCUUUAUGCUCUCCUGGCUAUCGCCAAUCUGGACAAUAGGCGCAUUUGACUCUUGUGUGCAUAUGAGCGAGGAGGCCAAAAAUCCAACAAAAGCUGUCCCAGUCGGGAUACUCGCUUCAAUUGGAGGUUGCUGGAUAUUCGGCUUCCUUGUGACAGCGGUGCUAGCUGCUUGUGCUGGUAACAACUUCGACGAGAUUUUAGGCACCCCCUUUGGCCAGCCGAUAGCUCAGAUCUAUUACAAUGCUCUGGGUAAAAAUGGUGCUCUGGGUUUUAUGUCUGCCAUAUCGAUUUUACAAUAUUUCAUGGGACUCAGCAUUGUUGUGGCAGCGUCUAGACAGACAUGGGCAUUCUCACGCGAUGGGGCACUGCCGUUUUCUUCGUUCCUCCGCCAAAUAAGCAAAACAUUUGGAUACCAGCCUUUGAGAACUGUGUGGGCAACUUGUCUGACCGCAAUCAUUAUUGGCCUACUAUCCUUAAUCAACAACGCCGCCGCCAACGCGCUCUUUUCUCUCGCAGCGGCUGGCAAUAACGUUGCAUGGGCAAUUCCAAUACUGUGUCGUAUCGUCUGGGGCAGAGAGAAAUUUCAUCCAGGACCGUUCUACACUGGUCGAUUCAGCGUUGUUAUCGCAAUUGCUGCCUUGGUGUAUUUGACUUUUGCAACCAUAUUAUGCAUGUUCCCAACCGAAGGGCCAAAUCCUGAUCCAUCCGUCAUGAACUACUCCGCAGUCGUAAAUGGGACAGUGUGGGGGGGUGCGUUGCUUUAUUAUUUUCUUUGGGCUCAUAAAUGGUUCAAAGGUCCUAAACACACUCUGGAUGUAAUGGAAAUUUAA